Drosophila subobscura is the source of this 1455-nucleotide messenger RNA. It is a transcript of the gene IntS12, whose product is annotated as integrator complex subunit 12. The transcript has a single exon. Lineage: Eukaryota; Metazoa; Arthropoda; Insecta; Diptera; Drosophilidae. Gene Ontology annotation, biological process: snRNA 3'-end processing. The record is from RefSeq and is a predicted model, not a curated record. Gene Ontology annotation, cellular component: integrator complex. Bases 312 to 1322 code for a protein of 336 amino acids.
AGUGCAGGGUCUCUGCACUGAGACGCAAUAUCACGACAUGAUUCACACAGAUCGUAUAUGGCAAACAAUGGCCAGCUAUUAGGUCCAAUAUACCUGGUUAUUUUCGGCUUAAUUAUAUUGGCAACACAGCGAGCGAGCGCCGAAUCGAACUGUUAUUUUGUUUGUGUGUGUGUAAUUGAGUGUGGGUGAAUAGCAACGGCGCGGAAGAAGAAGCACUACGCCAGCCCUGGUCGAAAAACAGCUGUUGCGCCUGCAAAGAAUUUCUGGAAUUGUAACAUUUUCAAUUUUAAACAUUAAAAUAAUCACUCGCGAUGGCUGCCAAUAUAGCCGCAGCUGUUGCGGUGCCCCAGGAGGUCGAUCCCGUGCUGAAAAAAGCCAUAAAGCUGCUGCACUCCAGCAACUCGACGUCUGCGGCCGAACUCCGCCUGUUGCUGGACGAGGCGCUGAGGGCGAGAUACGGCGCCGAGAAGAGUGUAACGAACAACAUGACCCAGCGCAUGAUGGACGAUGAGAUGAGUUUUCCCGGUCGUGCGCCCACCCCGCCGCAGCCCAUCAACACGGAUGAGAUCAUCAAUCUGACCAAUUCGCCGGACAAGGACCCGUCGGACUCUGUGGACACCAUUAUCGAUUCGGACGAGUGCCUCAGUGCGGCGGGCAUUGUAAACACUGGCGACACUGGCGAUUUUGGCGACUUGAAUUGCUGUGUCUGCGGCGAGAUGAUGUUCACGGCCACCAACCGGCUGGUUGAGUGCUCCAAAUGCGGUGCCAUGUACCACCAGGAGUGCCACAAGCCGCCCAUCACCAAGGAGGAGGCUGCCGACGAUCAGGAGCAGACGUGGCAAUGCGACACGUGUUGCAACAAGCCCACCAGCAGUCGGACAGUGGCCCCUGCAGCGGCAGCGGCAACGACACUUCCGCCUUCCAUCUUCAUAGCCGACGAUCCCAUGCCGCUGGCCGCCAGCAAAGCGAGCAAAACCGCAUCGGGGGCAUCCUCACGAUCCUCGACAUCCUCCAACUCAUCCUCGCCCUUCUACAGGCCAGAGCCGAGCAGCUCGACCAAUGCGAGCAGCAGCAGUAGCAGCAAGCAAGGCCACAAGUCAUCGUCGUCCUCCUCCUCCAAGUCGCACAAAGAGGAGCGAGCCAGCAAGUCGGUGGCCCCCGCCUUGGCUGCCAUCAGUGGUGUGGAGAAGCACACCAGUGGCCCCACCCCAUCGACAUCGCGACGGAGCAGCUCGAAUACGAAAACCAGCAAGAGCAGCUCCUCCUCCAAGCACCACGAAAGCAGCAGCAGCGGCGGCAGCAAACGAAGAUCGAAGCAAUGACGAAACUAUUACUAUUGAGUGGCAGCUUCCCCCAUUCAAUAGUUCACGGCGCUCACAUUCAUUUAGUUGUAGGCUAAAACGUAGUUUAAUUAACAAAUUUAUAUACGGAAAUUCUUGGAAAAUAUUCAAUGCA